GAGCUCUGUCGUGACUCAGCCGAUCAGGUUCGUGGGCUGAGGCUAUCACUGACCAUCUGAAAAAGAUAGCCCAUUGGAAGCAGCGUAUUCUUUCCAGAAAAAUACCUUCAUGAGGAUUGGAAGAAUCCGCAGUGGAGAAGUGAUUUGAAAGGGUUCGCGCAGUUGUCAGGGUGUUUCCAGGUGAAAACAGCAGGUUGAUACUUUACGACCAAGGCUGGACAAAGACGACUUCUGCAGCCAAUAACAAGGAGGGGUCUCAGUGCAGCUUAGCAACAGCCAACCUCUUUGGACGGAGCAGGACCAGCCUCUCCCUCUUCUCUGGGGGUGGAGGGUGGACCCUGACCGGGAGUUCUUCGGCAGCCAAGUCCUGAAAAUGUGGUUCUCUUUCUUCAUGCAACAAAUGAGGAUUCUGGCACUUGGAAAAGAACCUUAAAUCCCAGUUCAGUGAACAGGGAUGAGAUGACUGUUUGGAGGAUUUUUGUGCAGCCUUAAGGUUCAUUAUGUGAAUGGACUGAAACUCUGCAAAGACUGAGGGCUAAACAAAUCACAGAUCUAGACAAUGCAGCAUACAACACAGAGAAUACCUUUGACAUUCUAUGAUAUGUCAAAAACAGAGUAUCGAAAGGAUAUUUCUUGCAAAGCUAGCAAUAGAAACAACUGAUAGAAAGGCCUACCCGCUCCUAGAUGCAGACAUGAGUGUUUCUCGGCCCUCUGAUUGUUUCCCCGUACGGGGGAAAACUGGAUCCACCAUGAGGCUUCCUCUCCACACCACAGGAGACCACAAUGGAAAUGCUUUCCCUAUUUCCUCUUCCUCCUCAUCCUCAUCAUCCUCCUGUCUGGGGGAGUCAUCCCCUGAGUCCCUACGGAGUCUGAGCAGCCUCAGCGGGAGCUGCAUCGACAGCCCUCUAGACUACGACAUGUUUGAAGUCACAUUGGUGACGACUGUGAUGGCCACAACAGAUGAAAUGACAGGUGUUGUCGUUUCAAAGUGGGUACCAGAGGAAGAGAUGGAGGAGGAGGAUGGUAAAGUGGAUAAUAAUGAUGAAGUCUCAGCUGGAAAGAUGCUAACAGCAGGAGAGGUUACAGAAUCCAAUGAUAACUCUGUGUCUGUUUACCUGGAUGCAAAUGGUGGCGAGUCCUGCAAUGACACCUGGAAUGAGAACCUGACCAUGGCCUUGACACUGACGAUGAAAAGCGGGAGUGAAAGCAGUGAGAAGAGGAGGCAUGGCUCCUCAACUCCAGACUCAGAUGCAACAGAAAUCCCUGCAGAUGAUGAUGAUGAAGAGGAGGGUUUGUUUCUCUCUGUGAGCUCUGAUGUGGGUAUGCGGAGAGCCAGCACUACUCUCACAAGCCUCGCAGCCGGGCUCCAGACAGAGGGGACUGAAGAGGAAAGGUCAGGGGUCGAAUCAGAUGAGCCUGUGAUGGUUUCUCCUCUCAAUACAGAGCCUCCUGUCUCUGAGGAUCUAAAUGAAGCCCCUCAGAUAUCUUCCCCAUCUGGGAGUCCAGCUGUAGUUAAUGAAGUCGCAUCCCCUCCACCCGAGGAGGAAGCUGAAAGACCCGAAGUAUCCCCUAAAAAACCACAACCAAACACCAGAGCAGCAAAAACCAAAUCAACAAAUACGACUCCAAAUGCUCUAAAGACAGCAACGUCCACCGCAGUCACACGAUCAAGUCAGGAGGUGAAAAGAGUCUCCAAACCUGACCUAAAAAAUGUCAAGGCUAAAGUUGGAUCUCGCUCGAAUGCAUCUCCUGUUAAAACACCUGUCAAGCAAAACAGUCCUGCUCCAGCCAAUGUGAAGAGAGUGGCUUCCAGGAGGGAUGAAAUACAAAAAGAGGAGGGGGAUAAAAAGCAAAGAUCACCUGCAGGUCCAGUCAGAGCUGCAGUGGUGCUGAGACCUGUUAAAGGAAAAAGCAGCAACUUGAAAACAAACCACAGGCCAGCCUCCAGCGACUCCACUCAGCCUGACAAGAAGAGUUUGUCUGUCAGUCGAAAACUUUCUGCCUCCACCAACUCUCUGGGGUCUGAGGAUGGACCACGGGAGUCCCCAAGGAGGGAUGUCCAGAUUGUGUCCAAUGACCAGGAAAAAACUAAUAGAGUAGAAAUGAAGAAUCAGGGUGAGGAUGCUCAUGAAGAGUCUGCAGAGGACCAGAGGGAAACUUCUGGAAAAUGUGGACCAGAGAAACAGAGGAACAAUGUUAAGAAAGUCUCCUCCAAGCUGGGGCCCAACGCCAGGCAGCAGGGGAGUAAGGGGACCCCGGGGCUGGCUCCAGCACCUCCAGGGACAGGCACUGGACCUCCAGGGAGCAGGCAGAACCAGAGUGAGGGCUCCACAGUGAAGGAGGGAGGACAGAACGGGGGAGGAUCUCCAACCAGACGCAGGCCGAGUCACAGUCAGAGUCCGGGUCUCCCUAAACCUCGCACAACAGCAGAACGAGCGUCCACAGCUGCUUCCUCUGGUCCCCCAACACCCAGCUCCAAACCAUCAGCCGGUCAGCAGCCAGUGUCAGGAGGACGACCUACUCCACCCACCGCCACUUCUGCAUCAAAACUUCCUGUUAAGGGAUUAACCACAAGCCUCAGCUCCUCCUCUCUGGGAAGCAACGAGAACAAUGGAGGCACAAAAGGAGCUCCAGGACCAGCAGCACCAAAGCCAGAGGAGCGACCCAGCAGGAACGCUGUUCCUGCAGGCGGUCAAAACACGGCAAAGACCCACCUCUCCAGCAGCCCCAGUUCUCCCAGUGAAGCUCUUCCCAGUGUAAGCAGUGGAGUCACUGCAGCUCCAAAACCUGCUGCCAUUAGGAGCAGAGCGCUGUCUCUGCAGGCCAGGGCCCUCGCUACAGGUCUGAAAGCCCCAUCAGUCACCAAUCACAUCACAGCAAAGACAUCAUCCGCCAAUCAAACUCCAGUGAAGACGCUUCCUGCAGCCAGUCAGUUGCUGGCGAAACAGCCAUCCCAGAAUCCUUUGCAGAGAAGUGGCUCAGCGAGACUCAGUCGACUGAACAGCACAGUGGACAAAAACAAACCUCGGGAAGCUCCGGCAAGACCCACCAACACCAGCAGCGGCUCACAGGGAGCAGCAGGAGCAGUGACUGCAGCAGGAAACAACCAGAACCAGCAGCAGCCUCCCCCUGAUCUGGUACCAGACGUGGUGAAUGCUAACAGACCCAACACACCAGUACCUGCAGCUGAAACCACCACCACUGGGUCAGGAACCACAGGCGCCUCAACUCCAGGGUUUAAAGCCAGAACAGGCUCUCGAUCCAGCCCCAGAACUGGACCCCGCCUGCAAAAUGCAUCAAAGCCAGUCACAGCCAGCGCUCCAGCUGCUGUGGCAGACGGGACGGUGCAAACUAAACCGAGCCAGAGCAAAGAGCAGGUGGAAAAGAAGAACAGCCACCUGAAGAAGCUGCUGGUUCAGGGGAAUAAGAAGGUGGAGGCUCUGGCUACAGUCAUCCAACAUCUCUUCUCUGAGCGUGAAGAGUCCUUGAGGCAGAAGAAGGAGCUGUCGCUGGAGCUGACAAAACUGCGAGAUGAGCUGGUUGCAUCGUCACAGUGCUGCAAACAUCUGCAGAAGGAGAAGGAGGAAGUGCGUGCCAACCUGGAGGAGGCUCUGAAGACACUGGAGGAGAAGCACAAGGAGGAGCUGGCACAGCUGGAGGACAGACUGAGGAGCUUUUACCAAACAGAGUGGGAUAAAGUCCAUCAGCAGUACCAGGAGGAGGCUGAUAAGUGCCGCAUGCUGAUGGAGCAGCAGGUGGAGGAGCUGAGAAACCGACAGGAAGCAGAGAGGAAGAGCCAGGAAGAGAGUCACAACCAGAAGCUGCAGUCACUGAAAGUGGAGUAUGAGGCAUCUGUAGAAGAGCUGAAGAAAACUCAGCAGACAGACCUGGAGAAUCUGCAGAAAACACUGAAGGAGACUGAAGCAUCGCUCUCAGAGAAAGUGUCCGAGCUGUUGGCAGAGAGGGAGGCUCUGACAGAGAAGCUGAACGCAGAGGAGGAGAGGCGACAAAACAUCCUCAGUGAUAAAAAUCUGAAGGACUCGCACACCGUGUUCCUAGAGCAGGAGCUGGAGAGUCUGAAGGUGGUGCUGGACAUGAAGAACAACCAGCUGCACCAGAAGGACAAGAAGCUGAUGGAGAUGGACAAACUGAUUGAGACUAACGUGAAGCUACAGGAGUGUUUGAACAAGGUCCAACAGGAGAACGAGGACUACAAAGCCAGGAUGGACAGACAUGCCGCUCUCUCUAAGCAGCUGUCCACCGAGCAGGCCAUCCUCCAGCAGACACUGCAGAAAGAGUCCAAGGUCAACAAGCGUCUUUCCAUGGAGAACGAGGAGCUGCUGUGGAAGCUGCACAACGGAGACCUGCUGGCCAGUCCCAGCCGUCGCCUCUCCCCCACAUCACCCUUCAGCUCGCCCCGAAACUCUGCCUCCUUCCCCACAGCUGCUCCCAUAUCACCGAGAUAACCCCGACAUGGACAGACAGCAGCUCCUCCCUCUGCUCUCUGAUCCCGUGACUCUUCUUUGAGGACUGGGUUGUCGGAUGUGGAACUUGUAAAUCUGAACCUUUUUAAAGACGCUGACUCUGUGAGCGACACACUGCAGUGGCACCAAUGCACUUAAGAGUGAGCGUGGGACUGACCUUGCUCUCUGUCAAACGCCUGUUCUCUGAGAAACUUUUCUUCUUUUUCUGAAGAAAACCUAAACAACAGGCACACCUCAGGGUCUGUACAUAUCGUCUCACUCUCGUUAUGACUAUCCUUAAACCUUUUUUUGUUGUAAAGUUCAAGCUCAGCUCAACCCGAUCUUUUAUGGCCUCUUUUCUUUAAGGCAGAGCGUGAGAAAAACCUUGGAUUUGUGGCGUUUAUGGGAACAGACUCUGAGUUGUUUGGGUUUGUGAGUCAUGAAGUAAAAUGACGGGUACAUUUUGGUGGAUUAGCAUGAAUUGUUUUGCCUUUUUCUUCUUUUAAAGAGGAUGUUUUUUUUCCCCUCCAAAGAGCGAGGCUCAAUCAAAGAUCUGCUUUGGACCUCUGGAUGAAGCAGAUGGACUCGUUGUGCUUCGGUCAGAUGAAAUAUUCAGUUCGUUCAUCCGAGGAACUCACCUGAUUUACUGACAUGAACCUUUGAUCCAAUGGAUGUCUGUUCCCCCAGUGAGCUCCUCACAACCUCUACCUUAAUCUACUUUGUGGAAUGUAAUCACCUUGGAUGUUAAAUCUGAGCAGGCCAGUGCAAACACAUAAACCUUCUCAGAGCCAAAUAUGCAGUUUCUCCUGCUCUCUUUUCCCUCCAGUGUCCCUCAUUAACAAAGAGAGACGACCCCCACAUCCUCUGAAAUCACCUCGUGCCCAAAGAGAAACAAGGCAAAGCUGAAUAGCGACUGAUGAGUGAUUCUCCGUCUUUGCUUUGGCUCACUUUUUAAAUCACCAGUGAUCAUUUCCACAGAGAAAUCUCCCUGAAACCAACAGACUCUGGUUUUACUGAAUCCAAAAAAUGAAACUAUGUGUGUCUGGUGUUUGUCCUGAAGAACCUCAGAUGUACCCGAAUUGCCUCAGUGUACCAUGUUCUGCUUUAUUUUGGACACAGAAUAAAAACAGUAUGAAAUAUGA
Molecule: messenger RNA, 5605 nt
Organism: Cheilinus undulatus (humphead wrasse)
Lineage: Eukaryota; Metazoa; Chordata; Actinopteri; Labriformes; Labridae
Product: microtubule-associated tumor suppressor 1 homolog
Exons: 19
Coding region: 597-4466 (1289 amino acids)
Cellular component (GO): cytoplasm; nucleus
Molecular function (GO): microtubule binding
Source: RefSeq, a predicted model, not a curated record